Molecule: messenger RNA, 809 nt
Organism: Heterocephalus glaber (naked mole-rat)
Lineage: Eukaryota; Metazoa; Chordata; Mammalia; Rodentia; Bathyergidae
Product: small ribosomal subunit protein eS24
Biological process (GO): translation
Cellular component (GO): ribosome
Molecular function (GO): structural constituent of ribosome
Source: RefSeq, a predicted model, not a curated record
UCUUGAGACAAGGUCAGUUCAAGAUUUGAGCACAGCUCUUUUCCUCCCUGGCUGCCUGAGGAUCUGUUGCCAUCAUGAAUGACACGGUAACUAUCCGGACCCAGAAGUUCAUAACCAAUCAACUACUUCAAAGGAAACAAGUGGUCAUUGAUGUCCUUCAUCCUGGGAAAGCAACAGUACCCAAGACAGAAAUUCGGGGAAAACUUGACAAAAUAUACAAGACUACACCGGAUGUCAUUUUUGUAUUUGGAUUCAGAACCCAUUUCGGGGGUGGCAAGACAACUGGCUUCGGCAUGAUUUAUGAUUCUUUGGAUUAUGCAAAGAAAAAUAAAUCCAAACAUAGACUUGCAAGACAUGGCCUGUAUGAGAAGAAAAAGACAUCAAGAAAGCAGUGGAAGGAACGUAAGAACACAAUGAAGAAAGUCAGGGGCACCACAAAGGCCAAUGUUGGUGCUGGCAAAAAGGGAGCUGGAGCUAGGAGAACAGCCGAAGGAGUAAAGAUUUUGCAGUGCCUGUCUGCAGUGACUGCGGGUUUUUCAUGAGAGGAUUAAUAAACUGUAAAAACUUAAAAAAAAAAAAAAAAAGAUUUGAGCUCAAAGGAACACAGACUGGGAGCAGAGAUCUGGUGACAAACUAAUCAGAAAAUAUCUGAAGCAAGAACAUGGAGCUUAACCCAGCACAAAGGGAAGUAGCAGUAAUAAGACUUUGGAAGAAGCUGAAAGAGAGCUCAGUGUCAGAAAAAUUAUUUCACAUCCUCUUCCUCCUCUCAACUGAGUUGGUCAGAUCUCAGGACAGAGAUAGAAGAUUGC